ACUUGAAAUCUCUCUUGUCAUCAUCCAACCCAAAACUCCUUGAAAAAAAAAAGAAAAAAUAAAAAUCUUCCGGAGCUGCUGACACUCUUUUCUUGCUUUUGCAUGGCGUUUCCUCUUCGUGUCUAAGAGCGUUCCAUUUCUGUUCCUCUUCUGGUAUGCGAUAGUCACGAAAGGCUUGCCUGGGAAGAUUUUAUAUAUAUCCUUGGAAGGAGAAAAUGGAUGAAAACAAUGGGGCAAAGUUAACCGGGAUCAAGCAGAUUGUGAGACUAAAGGAGAUUCUUCAAAAAUGGCAAACUGUCACAAUAGGUUCAAAGUCAGAUGAUAGCGAGUUGGGGGCUAGGAAGCACACAGCAAUCAUUUCCCCGGUUAUCGACAAGAGGUUAUUGGAUUUGAAGACUUGUGACUCGGACGAGGAAACUACUUGCCAUAGCCCUGAGUCACCACCAGAUGUCCCUAAAGGAUAUUUGGCUGUAUAUGUUGGACCCGAGCUCCGGAGAUUUAUCAUACCCACAAACUUUCUUAGCCACUCUCUUUUCAAGGUCUUGCUCGAGAAGGCUGAGGAAGAGUAUGGAUUUGAUCACAGCGGCGCGUUAACCAUACCAUGUGAGGUGGAGACUUUCAAAUUCUUACUUAAGUGCAUCGAGAACCAUCCUAAAGAUGACACCUCGGCUGGAGAUCCAAUAGAAACAGAAGAGUAAAUAAUAACACAUCACUUAUAUAAGAUUCUUCUUGAUUCUCUUUUAUUACGAUCCCCUUUGAAACUCAUAUUAGGGCUGAUAAUUCCCACUGGUAAUUGUAAAUCAGUUUCUCUUUGUAUUUUUCUGAUUUUUUUUCGUCUACUUCUCCGUUGCUUUUUACAAAAGGAAGAGUAGAGAUGAUUGUUUAAGUGUGGAGGAAAUGAUAGUCAAAUACUCAAUGUGAUUACAUA
Messenger RNA from Camelina sativa (false flax), 928 nucleotides. Its product is annotated as protein SMALL AUXIN UP-REGULATED RNA 12-like. Gene Ontology annotation, biological process: response to auxin. NCBI's taxonomy places the organism in Eukaryota, Viridiplantae, Streptophyta, Magnoliopsida, Brassicales, Brassicaceae. The record is from RefSeq and is a predicted model, not a curated record.